UGUUGAUCGACUUUGGGCCUGUUUCACGGGCUAUGCGGGAGAUUUUUAGGAAGUGCUGGUUCGAUAAUGGAACAGCAUGGCGCUUUCUAACAGCGGAGCAGAGAGAGUUCUACUUCCAGGAGUUCCAGAAAGAGUUCUGGUGGGAUAGUGCGCGUACAGCGAGGAGGUCAUCAGACAGGUCUUCAUGGUCCACGCAGCCAACCGCUACAAAGACAACAUCCACAGAAUAAGGAGGACGCAACAUAAGCAUAUUUCUGUGACCCAGGAUAUCUGGGAUGCUUGGAACGCGUUCUGGAACUCAGAGAAAGAGAAGAAAAGGUCAGAAACCGCCCGAGCAAAUCGGAUGAGCGAGCCAGCGGGCGCCGGUUCUGGACCUGUCCGCCAUACUGGUGGAUCUCGCUCUGCUCUGAAGCAUAUGGAUGUGAUGGAAAGGGAGCUUGGCCGGAAACCGAGUGCGACGGAGUUGUACACUCGCCUUCACUCCACGAAGGCUGACAAGAAGCCGGUCGACAAACGGGCUCAGGAUAUGACUGACGCCAUCACUGAGAGGCUUGCUGCGGCGACACAGCCUCAGACCGGAGAGGGUAGCUCCUCGAGCCCAGCUGCAGUGGACUAGACCCAGGUGUUUCUAGACAUCGAGGGCAUCAACAAGAAGAAACGCGUGUACGGCUUGGGU
This is a messenger RNA of Mercurialis annua (annual mercury), 676 nucleotides long. RefSeq lists its product as uncharacterized. The record is from RefSeq and is a predicted model, not a curated record. The transcript has 4 exons. Lineage: Eukaryota; Viridiplantae; Streptophyta; Magnoliopsida; Malpighiales; Euphorbiaceae. Bases 185 to 616 code for a protein of 143 amino acids.